UUCAUUUUUCAAAGCAGUGAGAGACGCGCUUUGUCUCUAUUGUGAUCAAACCACACGAGGAGAAGACCUACAGGAACAUAAAGCAGCAGAAACACUGGAAACUUAAAGCAAGAGCAGCAUUUCUCAUUUUAGUCGUGAAGAUCUUUGAAUCCUGGAGCUCACUGACCGCAACUUGGUAUCAGACAACUCACAUGUGGGAUAUCGACUACUUCCACCAUGGAACCUGCCAGAUCAGAAAUGAGUAUCCUUCCCAAUGGGAAAGGUCAUGACCUGGGAGAGGAAAUGUGCAUGCCGAUGAAGACUAUGAUGGAGGAAGAACAAAACGGUACCCAUCACGGCAGGUUUGAUAAUCCUGACAGCACACUUGCUGAGAACAUUGAGUUCCUGCCCAACGGCGAGGGAAAGAAGCCACGUUUCACUGAUUUUGAGGGGAAGACCUCUUUUGGCAUGUCAGUCUUCAAUUUGGGCAAUGCCAUUAUGGGCAGUGGGAUAUUGGGAUUGGCCUACGCUAUGGCCAAUACUGGCAUACUGCUUUUCUUGUUUCUCCUCACGGCUGUAGCUGGUCUCUCCUGCUAUUCUAUUCACCUCCUGCUGAAGUCCUCCGGUGUUGUGGGAAUCAGAUCUUAUGAACAGCUGGGAUUCAGGGCCUUCGGAAUGACAGGGAAGAUGGCAGCCGGAAUCGCGAUCACUCUUCAAAACAUUGGUGCCAUGUCCAGUUACUUAUACAUCGUCAAGUCCGAGUUCCCACUGGUUCUGCAGGCGUUUUUGAAAGCAGAUACCAAUUCAGGGGAAUGGUAUCUCAAUGGAAACUACUUGGUGGUGCUUGCGUCUCUCUCUGUCAUCCUGCCUUUGGCUCUAAUGAAACAGCUGGGUUACCUUGGUUAUGCCAGUGGUUUUUCGCUCAGCUGCAUGGUCUUCUUCCUCAGUGCAGUCAUCUAUAAGAAGUUCCAGAUCCUGUGCCCAUUCGAGGAGUUUUCAGCCAAUAGCACGCUGGCACACGCUCAUUUAAACGCGACAACUAACCACGCUCACGGCUACCAUAACGGACAUGUGAUGGUGGACGACUCCUACUGCAGCCCGCAGAUGUUUACCGUCAACACACAUACCGCAUACACCAUCCCCAUUCUGGCCUUCGCUUUCGUCUGCCACCCUGAGGUCCUGCCCAUCUACACUGAGCUGCGCAACCCAACUCAGAGGAAGAUGCAGCACAUUUCCAACAUUUCCAUUCUGAUCAUGUACACUAUGUACUUCCUUGCUGCACUCUUUGGAUACCUAACAUUUUACACUAAUGUUGAGGCCGAGCUUCUGCACACAUACAGCAGGAUUGACCCCUACGACAUUCUCAUCCUCUGCGUGCGUUUGGCUGUGCUCACCGCCGUCAUGCUGACUGUGCCCAUCGUUCUGUUCCCAGUGCAACAUCCGCUCCGUGUCUUAUCUUCAUCUUCCCUGCUGUCUUCUACAUCCGUAUUGUUCCCAAGGAUAAAGAGCCAAUGCGCUCUACUCCUAAAAUCUUUGCUGCCUGUUUUGCUGGACUGGGCGUGUUGUUUAUGAUAAUGAGCUUGAGCUUCAUCAUCAUUGAUUGGACGACAGGCAGCAGCAGUGCUCUGGGUGGCCACUAGGAGACAAACUCUGAUGAUGAAUGUGUGUUUUUGUGUAGUGCCUUUGUAUGAGAGUGUGUGGCAUACUUUAGGUUAGUGAUGUAACAUCUCAUUUAUUUCUAUCCAUAUUUUUCUGCCCGUUAUGACACAGUGGAUACCCUAUCCCGCUGUGGGAAGACAAAAGGUGAGGGGGACCCAAAUCAACACCCCAGUUUACACAGAUAGCCCUCCGUCAGAUAAUGGGGAAAACUGCAUUACUCUUAUAAAAAAAACCUUUUGAUAAAUUCAGAUUGAUGUUUUAUGUUUUAAAACCUGUAAAAGUGCUGAUCUUGUCUAUUUGGGCAGAGUUUUUUUAUUUAUUGAAGGGUUAGUGCAUCAUCACUUACCCUGUAGAAAUAUGCUGUUAUGGCUUCAGUUUGCUUGUCGUUAUUUUUAUUAACUCUCUCACGCUCUGUUUCAUCAAUCCAGGGAUCUUAUACUUGACACGACUUGACUGCAAGUACCGUAGAAACACAUAAUUGCAUGAUUUCUUUUAAGUGACAGCAAGCUAUAUAUCAGAUUUUUACAUAUUUAAUUCUGCGUAUUACUUUGGACAUUGAACAAGGAUAUUGUAGAGGUUUUGAUUGCUCUCUGGGAGUUGAAUGAAGCGGGCUAGUUUGGUAAAGAUGGAUCGGUAGAUGGUUUACUCUCCAGGGGGCUUUGGACAGUCAACGAGUAACAUUACCACCUAUUUUAGGUAACUUGCAGUGUUUUCGGUCAAGUGAGAGUGCAAUUUAUCAUAUCGCACAAUUUCACUGUGCCAAAGCGAAGGAUUUCUAUAAUCAAACUAUCAUGAAAUAUAUUUUCUGUUUUCCUAAAGUAUGCACAGUAGACAUAGAAUGCAAGGCAAGCCUUAAUCACAUGGAGAUUUGAACAGUGAAAAAUGUAUUUAUUUAAUUGUAUUGAAUAUAUUUUGCAGUUCGUAUGAGUAUUAGUGUAAGAGUAUUAGUGUUAUAGUAUUAACGUGUACAAUGACAGUGUCCUUUAUCAUUUUUGUUUGUGUUGUGUUGAAGAUCAUGAUGCCUGCAUACUCAAGGUCAUUUACACAAACGCUAGAUAUGGACCUCAUAUA
Molecule: messenger RNA, 2709 nt
Organism: Sinocyclocheilus grahami
Lineage: Eukaryota; Metazoa; Chordata; Actinopteri; Cypriniformes; Cyprinidae
Product: sodium-coupled neutral amino acid transporter 3-like
Exons: 16
Coding region: 217-1551 (444 amino acids)
Biological process (GO): histidine transport; asparagine transport; amino acid transmembrane transport
Cellular component (GO): plasma membrane
Molecular function (GO): L-asparagine transmembrane transporter activity; L-glutamine transmembrane transporter activity; L-histidine transmembrane transporter activity
Source: RefSeq, a predicted model, not a curated record